Debaryomyces fabryi is the source of this 711-nucleotide messenger RNA. RefSeq names its product putative metalloprotease. The transcript has a single exon. Bases 1 to 711 code for a protein of 236 amino acids. The record is from RefSeq and is a predicted model, not a curated record. Gene Ontology annotation, biological process: mitochondrial protein processing; mitochondrial proton-transporting ATP synthase complex assembly. Gene Ontology annotation, molecular function: metalloendopeptidase activity. NCBI's taxonomy places the organism in Eukaryota, Fungi, Ascomycota, Pichiomycetes, Serinales, Debaryomycetaceae. Gene Ontology annotation, cellular component: extrinsic component of mitochondrial inner membrane.
AUGACAGACCUUACAGACGCUCCACGUGCUAAUAAUGACACGCUUACGACGUCUCCACCUGAAAAAUUGUCCGGAUUCGAGUGGUGGAGGAGAUCAUUACAGUAUAGAACUGGAAUGGGCAUAUCAGAAGACGAAAAGAAACAAUUCGAACAUGACUACAGGGCUAAGCAUUUGCCCACGCAAUGUACUGAUUGCGUUGCAAAUCUUGACUGGAUGCUUAAAUAUUCUCCUUCUGUUAUAUUUAUGAUGGAUCAUGUAAAAAAAAUCGGUGGAAACAUUAGUAAGUCCAAUAUUAUCUGCGACGUUUGUGACGACUAUAAAGGUGGAGGAUUCCAUCCAGAGGGUGGAAUAUUAUUGUGCUCUAAUUGGAUUACAGAUAAAUGGCAAUUAGAAGAUAUUUUGACCCAUGAAUUGGUGCAUGCAUACGAUUUUCUUAAGUUCAAAGUAGAUCUUACCAACUUAAAACACCAUGCAUGUACCGAAAUCAGGGCCUCCAUGUUGAGUGGUGAAUGCCGUAUAUUUAACGAAAUCAAGAAAACAGGGUUAGGUGACUUCGGCAAAAAGUUCCAAGCUUGCAUAAAGAGAAGGGCAAUCUUGUCAGUUUCAGCUAAUCCUAAUUGUAAAGAUACCCAAGAAGCAGAAAAAGUGGUAAAUACUGUAUGGCAGUCUUGUUUCAAUGAUACAAGACCGUUUGAAAGAGUGUAUCGUUAG